AUGUCCAAAAGAUUUGCAACAAUUGAUGAUGCUGUUGCAAAAAGAACAAGAAGCUCUUCAAAAUUAUCAAGGGGAUACUUUCACAGUCAACCUGAUGGAAUUGACUCAUUAUCAUCAAAUUUUACAAGAGUUUCAAAAUCCAAACUCUUAACCGGAAUCAAACCUAUGGUGAAUUUGAAAAGUGACUGUGGUAACAUUCGUCGAACUACUAGAAAAGAAACACAUUUAUUUGAUGGACCAGAUAUUAAUGUGGGCUAA
Messenger RNA from Lodderomyces pseudojiufengensis, 258 nucleotides. RefSeq lists its product as uncharacterized. NCBI's taxonomy places the organism in Eukaryota, Fungi, Ascomycota, Pichiomycetes, Serinales, Debaryomycetaceae. Bases 1 to 258 code for a protein of 85 amino acids. The transcript has a single exon. The record is from RefSeq and is a predicted model, not a curated record.